Molecule: messenger RNA, 869 nt
Organism: Vanessa tameamea
Lineage: Eukaryota; Metazoa; Arthropoda; Insecta; Lepidoptera; Nymphalidae
Exons: 3
Coding region: 1-834 (277 amino acids)
Source: RefSeq, a predicted model, not a curated record
AUGUUUCUACCAGCUCCGGAUGAAGUAAGUGAUACCGAAAGCGAAGAAGAAAAUACAACCACAACAGAGAAACCUGGCGAUUUUAAUUUGGAAUAUUUAGAAGCAACAAAUCAACAACAUGAUAUACAAGAAUUCAAUGAAAUAACAAAACUUAUUAAUAACGCAACUAGAAGGUACCAGGGCUCGUAUCAUGGUGUCAUAUCUGUUUCCAAUUCUGAUCCGUAUGUUCCAAACAUCAACGACAUGUUCAAGUCGCUUACUGAAGAUAAACUACUAAGCAGAAGAAUAGCGAAUCCACCUAAUGUUAUUAUUAAAAACUUAACCAUUGACGUUGAGAAGAUAAACAUAACCACAAUUAUUGCAAAACUGAAAUCUUUUGCUAGGACCUUUGAGAACAACACCGGAGAAGACGUCUUACUAAAGGACAAUAAGGCAAGACGAUUGGCAUACGUCGGAAGACUUUAUCAAUGGUAUAGGGCGUCGACAGUUCUCGUAAAAAAUAAACUGUUCGACUUGAUGUUACAACUAAUAUAUAUGGCGAGACAUAAAAUAAAACAAUUAGAAAACGAACCGUACUACAACCCAUCAGAUACAUCAUACCGAAUAGCGUUUCUGUAUAGGCGGCUAAGACGUCUUUGGAAGAGGUUGCUGGAUGUUUUUACAACUAUGACCAGGAACAGGUCAGUAUUCGAUAGAGUGAAUCCCUUCCUUAUCCUUCAUCACAAAGCUGCGAAACUACACGUGGACUUUCUCUACCUUUGGUGGCUGCUAAUUAAACUACACGAGAAAUAUGAUUACCGACAUGGGAUACCUAAUACGACACCGAUUGAUUGAUUCUGAUAAUACGAAUAUAUUUUUAUCUUACUGUU